Messenger RNA from Rotaria sp. Silwood2, 1560 nucleotides. Lineage: Eukaryota; Metazoa; Rotifera; Eurotatoria; Philodinida; Philodinidae. The record is from the annotation of a GenBank genome assembly.
AUGACAGCCUCCGCCACCAUCAACGAUACGUCAACUAUUAUCUAUCAUCCUGUGAGAAAACAUGAACAACAGCAAGCAAUCGACCUGUGGUAUUCCAUAUUUGGAACCUUUCCAGGCAUGGAUGAUCGCUAUUUUGGAAGUCUUGCGUCUCCACGAUACCAAGAAGGUGAUACACUAGGUGCAUGGUUUGAUGGAAAAUUAGUGAGUAUAGUAAAUAUUGCACAUUUGAUACUUCGAUCUCGUGACGAUGAUAGCGAGUAUCAAUGUGCUACUAUCACAUGUGUGGGUACCUUGGAAGAGUAUCGCAAGCGAGGUUAUUCUCGACAUCUCCUUCGAAUGGCUAUUGACAAAAUGGAACAGAGCGGUAAAUUUGAUGUAUCAAUUCUAAACACAAGAGGACCCAAACAUUAUUCUAUUCUUGGAUGGAAACAGACUACUUUCGAAGAUGUUUCCACCAAACGGGAAUGCACUACAAAAUCUAAACAAAUAGCAUGCCCUUUAAGUAAAUAUGGUUGUACUUCGGAGCUACUUUACGAUGAGUUACCUGAACAUUAUUCAAGUUCGAUUCAUCUAGAAAAACUUUUUAAAGCAAUUGAAAUCUUUGUACAAGAAUUGCAUAGUAAACCAUUUUAUGAUAAUUUUCAAUGUGACUUAGAGAAAGAUUAUUAUUCUGAGAUAUUGCCAUCAAUUAAUAUUCUGGCUGAGGGAAUCUCAUGUUUGCAUGAUGAUAAUGUACAGAUUCAUAAUAAUUUUGUACAAGUACUUAGUAAAAUUGUGGAACAACAAAAACAAAUAGAAAAAGUUAAAAAUUCAAUAGAAGAAACUUCACAAAUGCUAUAUGUUGCUGAUAUGAACAACAAGAUUUUACAAACUCAAGUCGAAACAUUAAAACAGACGAUUUCCGAUUGUUCCAGUACAUCAUCAAAUGACGGAUCAUAUGUUUGGAAAAUCUCGAAUGUAUCUGAAAAAUUGGCUGAUGCCAUUGCUGAUCGACAAACAAGUAUCUAUUCGCCGCCAUUGUAUUCCUCAUCGACAGGUUACAAAAUGUGUAUGAGAUUGUAUAUGAAUGGUGAUGGCCAAGCAAGAGGUACACAUCUUUCAUUAUUCUUUGUUUUAAUGCGAGGAGACUAUGAUUCUAUAUUAACAUGGCCAUUUAGCUAUAAAGUAAUUUUCUGCCUGUAUGAUCAAACAGGAAGCCAACGUCAUAUAAUUGACUCAUUUCGUCCCGAUAUUAAAUCGAAUAGUUUUCAACGACCCAGAUCUGCUAUGAAUAUUGCUUCAGGAAUACCAAAGUUUUUACCAUUAUCAAUUAUUCAGCCAGCAAAUAAUCCUUAUGUACGUGAUGACUGUAUGUUCAUUCGUUGCAUUGUUGAUUUUGAAUCAAUGCCAAAAAUGUGUAUUCCUUAUGCGUUGAAUCUUAAUCUAGGAUUACCUAUGUCUAUCCGAGAAAAAGCAAUUCAAGCUGAAAGUGAAAAACUCCGUUCACCAUCAUCAUUAUCAACAGUAACUCGUUGCACGGAGUCCUCGACAAAAAUAGACCAUUUGACAGUAAAGACAUGA